Molecule: messenger RNA, 1330 nt
Organism: Myotis lucifugus (little brown bat)
Lineage: Eukaryota; Metazoa; Chordata; Mammalia; Chiroptera; Vespertilionidae
Gene: CUNH17orf67
Product: chromosome unknown C17orf67 homolog
Exons: 3
Coding region: 581-844 (87 amino acids)
Source: RefSeq, a predicted model, not a curated record
UUACUCCUUUUUACCGGAGGGGAAACUGAAGUUCAGGAAAGGUGACUUACCAAAGGUUACAUUGCGAGAAAGAGGUGAGGCCAGGACACGAAUCUUGGUCUUUCUGGCUCCAAAGUCAGCAAAAAAAAAUUUUUUUUCAUCCUCAUGGUGCCCCUUGCUAAUUUCCCUGCUUGCCUCUGAAAUGACUGGUAAAGUCAAAUUAGAUUGGCAAAUGGGCUUUGGAAAAAAAUGCCAUAAGAUAUGCAAAUGUCAGAGAUGAUUCAUUCUCAGCGAAACAGGCACAUACCCUGAAGCUGCAGACGAAAACUCAAAACUCCUGGAUGACGAACAUAGAUCUGUGUAAGUGACACGGAUUUCGCAUGUGGCUUUCUCGAAUUCAAGCUCUGCAAGUCAUGUUACGGAGGGAUAACUUCCUGCCUCAGGAUGAGCAUUUAGAGGAACUCGGAGGGAGGUAUUUUCGUGGUCGUAUUAAAAACUCAGGGUCAGAUGCACUUAGCAUCACACGGUCAGCGCUGCUAGUCAAAGCGUAAACAAGCCUGAGGCCGGACACGGCUCCCUUCAAAUAGGCUGGCUCCCGGGGAUGCGGCUCAUUCUGCAGCAGGCGGAGCGAGGAACAGGCAGGAUGAAGAAAUUAUUUGUGUUUGCGCUCCUUCUCACCUUCCUGACCUUCUCAGGGGCCUCCCCGAUUCUGACGGAAAAGGAGGCCAAACAGCUCCUGAGGUCCAGGCGCCAGGACAGGCCGAGCAAACCCGGGUUCCCCGACGAGCCCAUGCGGGUUUCCAGUGGUUUGCUACUACAGACUUAUUGCUGCUGUGUACAACCUUCUACACAGCUCUUGAUUUAGGAGUUUCUCUGUCCUCGCAGUAAUCUGCGGCAUCAGCAAAGGCUUGGAAUUUGUUAGAAAUGCAAAUUCUGGCGCCCCACCCCAGGCCCGCUGAAAUAGAACCUGUGGGGGCGGAGUCAGCAAUCUGUUUUCACAAGCCCUCCAGGUGAUUCUGAUGACAGGUAACGUUUGAGGAGCAGGGCUAGGGUGUAAACCGGAAGUGAGAUUUCUGGAACUCAGGCAACCGUUUGUUUUCCACAGUGGUUGGUCCAUGUUAAGUCCCAUCAAUGUAUACGAGUUCCCAUGGGCACACACCCUCUCAGCACUUAGGGUUGUCAGAUUUUCUUCUUUUGCCCACUGAGUGGGUCUGUGGUCUCCACAGAGCCCUGGGGGUGGCGGUUUCUCCUCCCUUGGUCUGGCGGCUUCCUGUCUCAGAACCACGGCCACUCUGCGCAUCAGCAGCUCGCUGUCCCCAUGGAUAAAGGCCUCUCUUCCCCGUGGGUUUGU